Penicillium oxalicum is the source of this 1206-nucleotide messenger RNA. RefSeq lists its product as uncharacterized. The coding region runs from base 1 to 1206 and encodes 401 amino acids. NCBI's taxonomy places the organism in Eukaryota, Fungi, Ascomycota, Eurotiomycetes, Eurotiales, Aspergillaceae. The record is from RefSeq and is a predicted model, not a curated record. The transcript has 2 exons.
AUGGCCCCCUUCCUCUCAACCUUGAUGACUCGCGAGUCACUCCUUUCCUCUCGUUCGAUUUCUGACGAAUUCAAGUCCCAGUGGCUUCACCCGGGAGAUGUCUUUUCGGUGCUCCUGAUUCUGGGCGGCGAGAUUAUCGCUCGUGCACUGGCCCAGCUCGCCGGCAGUGGACUAACUCCGGUCACCUUUUCAUUUGGAUGGGUCGCUUAUUCCGUGACUGCGCUGGUCUCCGCGGUGGGUGAGAAUAAACUCAUGCCCCCAGAUCCCGAUUGCAAAUGCAAGGUGAUCAAUGGCCGAAACGGAUUCACUCGGGACAAUUCAAGCUGGAUUCUUGGCCGGAUGAUGCGCGAUUUCGAUCAAUGGAGUCACCCCGCCACCAAAGAAAAAGCUCAAUGCCUCUUAGACGAGAAGUGGACGGAGCUGAAACGAUCCAGACCACUAGCCAAGCGACCAACUCGCGCCGGUCUGAUUGCGACCAUUUACGAGCCCAGCAAGACGCAGCGAUUGGGCGUCGCCCAGCGCGACUUUGUAUACUGGAGUGGAAUCUUCACCAUGGCGGUACAGCUUGGUAUCGCCGCGAUACCGUGUGGUCUCUUCGACGAUUGGGGGAUCCUAUUGAUCACAGUCUGCGGUAACAUUCUCGCUCUGGCGACGGGGUAUCUACCCCAGUGGAAAAAGGAGAAAUGGGCCUGUCGCACUCAAGCCAAGGGGACAUAUAUCCUCACUCGGGGGAAUGGCUCACAGCAUGUGAUCAUCAUCGUGGGUAACGGGCAUGGUUUGAACCUCGAAGAUCUGGCCGCCGGACAGACGAACAUUGAAGCCUCCACCAAUGCUCUAACCCGGCUGACGCUGCUGGUCCUUGCUCUGUUAUGGGUUCUCCUCCUGAUCACUGCAAGUGGCGUCAAGGAUCAUACCUGGUACCUUCUCGCGGUGGGGGGGAUCGGUAUUAUACAAAAUGUCUUUGUCGCGGGCGGAUCCCGACGCCCGGAAAACUUUGGUAUUCACCUCGACUUUGUCGAGGUCCUGGGUCGAACCAAGGUGAUGGAUACUUUGCUGGAGAUGGAAAAGAAGUACUCUGGCAUGGGCCGGGCUUUACUCGAGGAGUUUUUCCCUAGAAAACUACAUCCGGAGGAUUUAUCGAAGUGGGAGGCGAUCGAUCAAAGUGCCGCACAAGCGAGAGAAGAUGGAAUGACCAACACCUCUUGA